AUGUUACGUCUGAAAGUCUUCGUGUUGUCAUUGAGCUGUGUGCUUGGCUGGCAUGAUUUGGAUAACACUGAGUUUGAUUGCUGGCCACUGGAUGAUCCAGAUGAGCUCAACAUGAUAGACUGUGGAGGUCUGGAGAUGGCCUGGGUGCUGCGUCCUCCCCAGCGCGUGGUCACAGGAGAGGAGUUUGAUGUGGUCUACUCGGUCACGGUGAGGGACCACUUCUACCAGUGGGCAGUGGACCACCACAUCUUCUCUCACAGCUCCAUCAGUAAUGCAGCUGAUGCCAGGCGGUUCUGUGAACAGCAUGAGUGUCCGGACUGGAAAGAUGCCAAUGGGAACAACUGCUGCAUCCACCACGCCAACAUCCACUCCUGCCCAAUGGGGUUCCUGGUGAGGGAGAGAAUCUGUGGUCCCUGGAUCCCAGAUGAUGGCAGAAUAUUCACUCACACCAUCUCCACUGCCGGCAAGAUGACCCAGACCAAUUGGACAGCCAAGGUUGUGUUGACCCAUGUUGGAGUCACCUCUCUCAUCGCUCAUAUCCGUGUGGGGAACAUGCAGGUGGCUCUGGAGUCCACAAGCAUAGCUGUCUCACCCACUGUGUGUGGAGACGGUGUGUGUGACGAGGAUGAGCUAUGCUCCACAUGUCCAGCUGACUGCUCCGACUGUCCCAUGAGCCCCUCUGUCAAGACGGCCAUCGGGCUGCCAUUAACCAUCGUCAUCAUCAGCUUCAUACUCACUGCAGUGUGGUUUCAUUAUCAGAAACAGCGACUGCUGUGGGAUGAGAGCUGGAUCAUUGAUUACAACCAAAUCAAACAAGACUACAUUGCCCGGGCGACCACUGGCAGUGUGAUGAGCGUCCCAUUGGCCAAUAGCGACUCGAAUGCCAGCUGUGUGACAGCCGUCAGCUCCUGCACAGCCAAUCAGAAUGCUCGAAAAUCUCCGUACACACACACUGGGAUCUAUGAUGGGAGGACCGUGGCCAUCAGGAAGAUCAGGACCAAGAGUUUCUCCCUCUCCAAAGCCGUACGCCAGGAAGUCAAACAAGUCAGAGAGCUGGACCACCCCAACCUGUGUAAGUUCUACGGUGGUUGUGUGGAGGCUCCCAACGUUUUCAUCGUGACAGAGUACUGCCCCAAAGGAAGCCUGAAUGACGUGCUCCUCAACGAAGACAUUCCUCUCAACUGGGGCUUCAGGUUCUCCUUUGCCACAGACAUCGCCAGGGGUAUGUCUUACCUGCACCAGCAGCGCAUCUGCCACGGACGACUCAAAUCCAGGAACUGUGUCAUCGAUGACCGCUGGGUCUGCAAGAUAGCAGACUAUGGUCUGUGGUCGUAUCGGCGUGAGGACGCUGGUGAGCCCUUGACUAUGUAUCAGCAGCGCCUCAAUGAGGUCUACACGGCACCGGAGAACAUCAACACACAGCCACACACACACACCGAGCCCUCAUUCCCCGGUGAUGUCUUCAGUUACUCCAUCAUCCUGCUAGAGAUCGCCACCAGGAGUGAUCCUGUGCCUGUGGAUGAGAGCCCCCAGGAGAGUGCUUGGUGUCCCCCAUUGCCUGAGCUCAUCUCUGGGAAGACCGACAGCACCUGCCCCUGCCCUGUGGACUACGUAGAGCUCAUCCGCCGGUGCCGAGCGCAUAACCCAGCCCAGCGGCCCACCUUCGAGCAGAUCCGGAAGUUCGUACACCGCAUCAACCCCAACAAAGUCAGCCCUGUGGAUAUGAUGAUGAACCUGAUGGAGAAGUACAGCAAGCACUUAGAAGUCCUGGUGGCGGAGAGAACUCAAGACCUGAUGCAUGAGAAACAGAAGACGGACCGGCUUCUCUACAGUAUGCUGCCGAGGCAGGUGGCUGAUGACCUGCGCCAGGGCAAACCGGCCGCCGCCCAGAGCUACGUCAGCGCCACAAUCUUCUUCAGUGAUAUCGUGGGCUUCACCCAUCUCUCCAGCAGCAGUACGCCAUAUCAGGUGGUGGACUUCCUCAAUAAGCUGUACACCACAUUCGAUGACAUCAUCGACAACUAUGACGUCUACAAGGUGGAGACCAUCGGAGACGCAUACAUGGUGGUGUCGGGUGUUCCAAAUGAGAACGGCAUCCAGCAUGCGGCUGAGAUUGCCAGCAUGGCUCUAGACCUGGUGUCUGUCUGCAGGAGCUUCAGGAUCCCACACAAGCCCAAUAGCAAGCUGGAGAUACGCGCGGGCAUACAUUCAGGUCCAGUGGUGGCUGGGGUGGUGGGGACCAAGAUGCCGCGGUACUGUCUCUUUGGGGACACGGUGAACACAUCCUCACGCAUGGAGUCCACCAGCGAAGCUAUGAAGAUCCAGGUGAGCUCCACAGCAUACUACCUGCUGGAGGAGAUAGGGGGAUACCUGCUGCACUGUAGAGGGGUCCUACAGGUCAAGGGCAAAGGGGACAUGGUGACCUACUGGCUGGACGGCAAGCUGCCUCUGGCCCUAGGCAAGGAGAGGAGCAGGCCCCCCUCGGAGCAGGGCUUCGUAUCGAGGAAUAACAACCAGAACAACAACAGCAGCAGUAGCUGCUGCAGUCUUACCAGCAGGCAUAACAGCAGUGGCAGUGUUGGCAGCAGCGCCAUAUUUUGUUAAACUGGG
Engraulis encrasicolus (European anchovy) is the source of this 2610-nucleotide messenger RNA. RefSeq names its product atrial natriuretic peptide receptor 1-like. Bases 1 to 2604 code for a protein of 867 amino acids. Gene Ontology annotation, cellular component: plasma membrane. Lineage: Eukaryota; Metazoa; Chordata; Actinopteri; Clupeiformes; Engraulidae. The transcript is spliced from 23 exons. Gene Ontology annotation, molecular function: ATP binding; peptide receptor activity; adenylate cyclase activity. Gene Ontology annotation, biological process: intracellular signal transduction; receptor guanylyl cyclase signaling pathway; cGMP biosynthetic process. The record is from RefSeq and is a predicted model, not a curated record.